Messenger RNA from Spodoptera littoralis (African cotton leafworm), 2475 nucleotides. The record is from the annotation of a GenBank genome assembly. NCBI's taxonomy places the organism in Eukaryota, Metazoa, Arthropoda, Insecta, Lepidoptera, Noctuidae.
AUGCUUUUUGUGGUUUUUGGUGCAAUGGCGAGAGCGCGCUCGGUCGGCGCUCGAGGCGGGGCGCGGGUGUCCCCGCGGGCGGCGGUUCGCCCAGUUGACAGCAUGCUCAUCGCGUUCAAUGACUCGGCCAACCUCACUGACUUGGCGCUCGGCACCGACCUCCCCACCAGCCCCUACAGUCUCGCGCAGAAGAUCAUCAUCGCCAUCAUAGCCAGCGUCCUAUCGGUGCUCACCGUCGUCGGCAAUUCCAUGGUGAUGAUCAGCUUCAAGAUCGACAAACAGCUGCAGACUAUAAGCAACUACUUCUUGUUCUCCCUGGCUGUGGCGGACUUUGCCGUGGGUCUGAUAUCGAUGCCGCUGUACACCAUGUUCACCAUCUACGGUUAUUGGCCGCUGGGCCCACACGUGUGCGACACGUGGCUGGCCCUGGACUACCUCGCGUCCAACGCGUCUGUGCUCAACUUGCUCAUCAUAAGUUUCGAUAGGUACUUCAGUGUGACGAGACCGUUGACGUAUAGGGCUAAAAGGACUACACGAAGAGCGACGAUGAUGAUAGGAGGUGCGUGGGGAUUCAGUUUAUUGUUGUGGCCGCCGUGGAUUUACGCGUGGCCGUACAUCGACGGCGAGCGGAAAGUGCCCCCUCAUGAGUGCUAUAUUCAGUUCAUAGAGACGAACCAGUUCAUUACGUUCGGGACAGCUAUAGCGGCGUUUUAUGUGCCAGUGACUGUCAUGUGUAUACUCUACUACAGAAUAUGGAGGGAAACCAAGAAACGGCAGAAGGAUCUGCCAAAUCUGCAAGGAGGGAAGAAACACGACUCGUCUAAGAGAUCAAAUUCUAGUGACGAGACGAGAGAAGUGGAUGGUCGUGCCAGAUCGGAGUCUGGUGACGCGGACUCGGUGUACCACGUGAGAGGAGCGCUACACGACCAGCGGUGGAGGGAUAACCAGGCGGCAAACGCUCGUCGCACGCUCCGAGGUUGGGCUGCAGUGAGGGCGUGGUGCGUGGCGUGGUGGCACUCCGGACGUGAGGACGUGGAGGACACGGAGCCUGAGGAGGAACCCUCAGACCCUGGGUACGCCACACCCGUGUCUGUUGAGACGCCGCUACAGAGUUCUGUGUCGAGGUGCACAUCACUGAACGUCAUCAGGGAUCCUUAUGCAUCUCGCGGCGGUGGUUCCAGUGGCUCUGGAGGUGAUGGAGGUACCUCUCCCCUCCGCCGAACUUAUGAGCCACCCUCUAACAUGCCCGCAGCCCGUGAUAGUCGCUCUUUGCCUCCUAACACCAGAAUCAACGCUACUACCUCACCUGCACCAAAAUCUGCGUCCGCAGACUCAGUGUACACGAUCUUAAUCAGGCUACCAGACGCUGACACUGAAAGACCAACGAUUAAAAUGAUUACAGAAGAGUCUCCACCCUCUAAUACGAGGCCACAUUUCCGACCAACCAGAGGAGACUCAGAGCUCAACCUUCAUCCUGCUGGUCAUCAAGCACUGACGAGAAGGACAUCCCACAUACAGGAUGUUAGAAUCCCUUUGAACGCCAAGAUUAUUCCGAAGCAGUUGGCAGGUAAGGGAUUGACGAAACAGCCGAAGCCAAAGAAGAAAACUCAGGAGAAGAAGCAAGAGACGAAAGCUGCGAAAACGUUGUCGGCCAUCUUACUAUCUUUUAUAAUUACUUGGACGCCUUACAACAUACUGGUGUUGCUGAAGCCUCUCACAGCUUGCACUAAGUGUAUCCCAGACGAGUUAUGGUCCUUCUUCUAUGCUCUAUGUUACAUUAACUCUACAAUUAACCCAGUGUGUUACGCUCUCUGUAAUGCGACCUUCAGAAGAACGUACGUGAGGAUUCUGACAUGCAAGUGGCACAAUAGGAAUAGGGAAGCAAUGACUAGGGGUGUGUACAAUUGAAUUGUGAUGAGCUUCGAAGUUUGAAUGAUUGGUCUUGCGACGGUGCCAAAAUGUAAAUUGCCCAAUUUUGGUGACCGUUACGUUUUUGUUAUUGAUGUUACGUCAAGCGAUGUUGGUAAUGGAGAGAAAGUCGACAAUUUAUCUAUUAAUGUUUAUAAAAAUAAAUGCAGAUAUUUAAACGGUUCUGAAGAUCGAAAACAAAAAUAAAAGCAAUGUGCCAAUGUGUCAAAACUCUCCGUUACCAACAUUGGUACAAUUUAACACAUAACCACCUAGUUUCAAAUAUUCUUCCUAAAUUGUGAACUAAAAUGGACUGCUAAUAAAACGUGGUAUCAUCCAUAUUAAGUGUGAGAAAAUAAUAUUUAUUUUGUUGUCCAUUGAAACGAUUAGUUGUGAAUUUUUAUUUCGAUUAGUGAGUUGACCGUCCCGUCCAUACAUAGUGUAUUAUUUUAGACGUAGAUACAUUUGUUUUGGUUUAGUUUCGUGGUUUAAGAAUGUUUUAUAUCGGACGUUGUUUGUGUAGUGCGAGUCAUGCUUCGUUAAAACACGAAUAAUAUUUGAAAAGGA